Molecule: messenger RNA, 1185 nt
Organism: Penicillium angulare
Lineage: Eukaryota; Fungi; Ascomycota; Eurotiomycetes; Eurotiales; Aspergillaceae
Product: CDC50/LEM3 family protein
Exons: 5
Coding region: 1-1185 (394 amino acids)
Cellular component (GO): Golgi apparatus; plasma membrane; endoplasmic reticulum
Source: RefSeq, a predicted model, not a curated record
AUGUCACAGGCUGAGGCGACUCGCGCCGAGUCAAUCGACGAGCAAGAACGCGCCCGAGCGGCCGAUGGCGACAAGAAGUCGAAGUCCAAACGACCCGCCACGAUUGAAAGCAUGGCAGUAGGUGCAACCAACCCCUUUACGAUCCAUUCGCCCGAUUAUCUUACUGACGCGGGCUCUCCCGGUAGACCGAUCUUAACGCCAAAGAGCGUCUUGCCAUUGUUCUUCAUUGUCGGCAUCAUAUUCGCGCCGCUCGGUGGAGUCCUUCUCUGGGCCAGCUCUACGGUCCAAGAGAUUGUGAUUGAUUACACCGAUUGUAUCAGGCUGGCCCCUGAUACACUGACCACCAUCCCAGAUAGCGACAAACGAGUUUCAGCUACCUUCAAAUCGAAGUCGUCGCAGUCGCCCAUGUGGCAAUUUAAAAAAAAUGGAACCGACAAUAUCUGCCUCCUCCAAUUCGAUAUCCCCAAUGAUAUGGGUCCCCCGGUUUUCUUAUACUAUCGUCUCACCAAUUUCUACCAAAACCAUCGCCGAUAUGUGCAGUCCUUGUCACUGCCGCAGUUGAAGGGCGACGCGCUUAGCAACAAAACGAUUGCAGAUAGUACUUGUGACCCUCUUACGACGGACCCGGUCACCAAGAAAGCCUACUACCCAUGUGGAUUGAUCGCAAACUCCCAGUUCAAUGAUACAUUCUCAAGCCCCAGCGAUGUCAGUAGCGGGACGCAAGACCCGGUCACUUACAAAAUGACAAAUAAAGGAAUCGCUUGGGAGAGUGACAGGGCGUUAUACGGAAAGAGCUCAUACAAACCGGAUGAGGUGGUCCCUCCACCCAACUGGGGCUAUUACAAUGGUAGUUACACGAAAAUCCCUGACCUGUCAGAAGAAUUCAUGGUUUGGAUGAGAACAGCUGGGUUACCGUCCUUCAGCAAACUCGCCCUCCGGAACGAUGACACGGUUAUGGGUAAGGGAACGUACCAGUUAGAAAUUGCUGACAAAUUCAAUGUGACCGAGUAUGAUGGAACAAAGUCGAUUUUGUUGUCCACUAGGACCGUCCUUGGAGGCAAGAAUCCCUUCAUGGGAAUUGCCUAUGUCGUUGUUGGAGGAGUCUGCGUGCUGCUUGGAGCUCUGUUUACCGUGGCUCACCUAAUCCGACCGAGAGCCAUAUCUCACCCGACUCUUUUCUUUUAG